Molecule: messenger RNA, 4065 nt
Organism: Mesocricetus auratus (golden hamster)
Lineage: Eukaryota; Metazoa; Chordata; Mammalia; Rodentia; Cricetidae
Gene: Ptgdr2
Product: prostaglandin D2 receptor 2
Exons: 5
Coding region: 1683-2894 (403 amino acids)
Biological process (GO): positive regulation of cytosolic calcium ion concentration; complement receptor mediated signaling pathway; phospholipase C-activating G protein-coupled receptor signaling pathway
Cellular component (GO): plasma membrane
Molecular function (GO): G protein-coupled receptor activity; complement receptor activity
Source: RefSeq, a predicted model, not a curated record
CACAUACACAAAUAAAUUUUAAAAAAUAUAUAAGGCAGAGCGAUGGCUCAGUGGUUAAGAGCACUGACUGCUCUUCCAGAGGACUGGGAUUCAGUUUCCAACACCCACAUGUCAGCUCAAAACUCUGUAACUCCACUUCCAGGGGAUUCCCAUGCCCUAUUUUGGCCUCCAUAGGUUCUGCAUGCACAUGCUGCAGAGACAUGCAUGCAGGCAAAAAUACCUGUACACAUAAAAUACAAUGAAUAAAGUAUGAAAAAGAAAGAACAUGGAGGAUGAUUGAGGAAAGCACCUGAUGUUGAUCUCUGGUCUAUACACACACACACACACACUCACACACACACACACACACACACACACACACACCACCAUGUAUACAUGCACACACACAUAUACUACACACACACACACAACAAUAACAAGGUGAAUGACUCCUGAGGACAAACAGCCAGGGUGUCCUCAUGACUCCACCUGCACACACACCUGCACACACACCUGCACACACAUUAGGGAAUAAUAAAAUUCACACUGCUAAGACUCAACCUUCUCCCACCUUGGACUUGGGGUCUAUUUUCAUGAGGAACCCUCACUGUGUAGCAGCUACCCACUUUUCCCACUUUUCUGUGGAUGGGGAAGAAGCCGCUUUUGUGAGCACUUACUGUGUGCCAGGUGUUCCUGUGACCACCUCAUCCCUCCUCACCACUUGCUGUGAGAAGAUUUGCUCCUGUUCAUAGCUGACAACACCCAGGUGUUCCUGUGACCACCUCAUCCCUCCUCACCACUUGCUGUGAGAAGAUUUGCUCCUGUUCAUAGCUGACAACACCCAGGUGUUCCUGUGACCACCUCAUCCCUCCUCACCACUUGCUGUGAGAAGAUUUGCUCCUGUUCAUAGCUGACAACACCCAGGUGUUCCUGUGACCACCUCAUCCCUCCUCACCACUUGCUGUGAGAAGAUUUGCUCCUGUUCAUAGCUGACAACACCCAGGUGUUCCUGUGACCACCUCAUCCCUCCUCACCACUUGCUGUGAGAAGAUUUGCUCCUGUUCAUAGCUGACAACACCCAGGUGUUCCUGUGACCCACCUCAUCCCUCCUCACCACUUGCUGUGAGAAGAUUUGCUCCUGUUCAUAGCUGACAACACCCAGCAAGGGGAAGCGACCGACCUCCUGGCUAACUGUCUCUAUCCUCUUCCCAAGGCCUCACACUGCUUCCUCUGUUCCUUAGGGACAGGGACCCAUGCUGCUUUGGGAGCCCAGAAGACCUGGAGUACUUCUCGGCAGAGGAUCUUUGUAUCAUGCUCAUUCCUCUCCUGCCACUUGCCUGGUGCCCAGUCUUGCUGCUUUCAGGAGCCGCCAGCCUCCCUGGCUCAACCCUUGCUCACUCUGUGGCUAGAGUCCCCAACCUGAUUCCCUCCACCCUCCCUGACCCCCACUUCAUCACAGGGCCUGGGUUUCUCCUUGAAGACGUGAGCAUGCACAGUAGCCGGCUUUUCCAGAGUGCCUGAGUCUUUGCUCAACGUGGCUACUGGCCGAGCGUGGGCAGGAGGGGCCGGCUCCCCCGAUCUCACUCCCAAGCACACCAAGCAGUCACCUCUGAGAAGACAGGCUCUCUAGGAGGAACUGCAACCAGGCUACAGGCUUCUGGUUCCCGGGUGCCAGACUCAGCUCUCCUUUCUUCCACCUCACCAUGGCCAACAUCACACAGAAGCUGCUCUGUCCACUCUUGGAGGAGAUGAUCCAUCUUCCAAGCCACAGCAACUCUAGCAUCCGCUAUAUUGACCACGUGUCGGUGCUGCUGCAUGGGCUGGCUGCGUUGCUGGGUCUGGUGGAGAACGGACUCAUCCUGUUUGUGGUGGGCUGUCGCAUGCACCAGACGGUGGUCACCACCUGGGUGCUGCACCUGGCGCUAUCGGACUUGCUAGCCGCUGCCUCCCUGCCCUUCUUCACCUACUUUCUGGCGGUGGGCCACUCAUGGGAGCUGGGUACCACCUUUUGCAAGUUUCAUUCCUCGGUCUUCUUUCUCAACAUGUUUGCCAGCGGCUUCCUGCUCAGCGCCAUCAGCCUGGACCGCUGCCUGCAGGUGGUGCGGCCGGUGUGGGCACAGAACCACCGCACGGUGGCGGUCGCACACAGAAUCUGCCUGAUGCUCUGGGCUUUGGCAGUGCUAAACACAGUACCCUAUUUUGUGUUCAGGGACACCAUCCCGCGGCUGGACGGCCGCAUCAUGUGCUAUUACAACCUGCUGCUCUUGAACCCAGGACCAGACCGCGAGGCCAUAUGCAACUACCGCCAGAAGGCCCUGGCGGUCAGCAAGUUCUUGUUGGCCUUCGUGGUGCCUCUGGCCAUUAUUGCCUUGAGCCACGUUGCUGUGAGCCUGCAACUGCGCCACCGUGGCCGCCAGAGGACAGGCCGUUUCGUGCGUCUGGUGGCAGCCAUCGUGGCGGCCUUCGUGCUCUGCUGGGGGCCCUACCAUGUCUUCAGUUUGCUGGAGGCGCAUGCACAUGCUGUCACCACGCUAAGGCACCUUGCCUUACGUGGGCUGCCCUUUGUCACGAGCCUGGCUUUCUUUAACAGCGUGGUCAAUCCCCUGCUUUACGUGCUCACCUGUCCGGACAUGAUGCACAAGUUAAAGCGCUCACUGCGUGCGGUGUUUGAAAGCGUGUUGGUGGAGGACAGCGACUUGAGUGGUGGGCCUGGCAGCCGCCGCCGCCGUGCCUCCUCCACUGCUACCUCAACCUCCACCCUCCUGCUGGCUGGCCGCCGUCCCCAGUUGCAUCCUUCACGCUUGAUCCGCUGGAUGCGUGGUGGUGGUGGUACAGAGCCCCAGAAGAGGGCCCCAGUGCAGUCCCAGGAAAAGCGAGGCUCACUGAACCCCGCGCUGAGCUCCACCUCCGAUUAGACAAGCAUAGCUGGGAUGGCACACCAACACACCCCUGGCAUCUCGCCACACUGUUGAAAAUGUACAUAGCCAAUGCUAGGUGAACCGGCUUGUGGAAGUGCCCUAGGCGACUGCAUCUUCAGGAGCAAAGUGAACAGAAAGCAACCUUAAACAUUUUGAUCUUGCAGUGUGGAGCUGGGAGAGAAUCCGCCGGGUGCACAAGUGGCCUUUGAAUGAGCUACCUGGUUUCUGACCACUUUUGUGAUCAGAAGUCCUUGAACUUACAAGGGAUCUUGCUAGGGUAACUGAUGAGGUAGGGAUGAGAUUUUGUCCUCCUAAUACCUUCCAGGUAACUGGCCCAAGGACAAUUGGAGUCACAUGGGUUGAACUCACAGCCCACAUGUCAUUGAGGCACUGUAUUGUGGAUGGGGAGCAGGCUCUGCUAAUGAUCUAUAGAGGAUCUGGGGGUACAGUGGGAGAAGGGUUGAGAAGCAGUUUUCAGCCCACCACCUCCACUUUUAAUGCCCAGUUGGCCUUUGAGCCAGAUGCUUUUGUUACACAACCUUGCUGGUCAGCUUGCUAGUCUUAUAAGGUAUGCCAAAUGUCAACUCCAGCUCAGGGAUCUUUGCUGCCCAGUUUCAGAGCUGCCGUCACCAGAGCCUGCACUGUAGCCUUCAGCACCACAGGUUCAAGUCUAUCAGAGAGAACAUCCUCCAACUACCCUCAGUAUUACAGCUGUCUCACAGGACAGGGCCUGGCAGCUCACUUCCAACCCGCAGGUAGGGCACCUUGCAUCAGCCACAGACCUUCCUCCACACUCACCUAACGUCUUCCCCGCCAUGGAUGGACUGCAGGACAGCUGCCACUCAUCUCUGCAUCCAGGUGAGGGGAGCUGAUGUCCGUGAGUGGUGAUGGGAAGAGCAGGUGAGACAAUCUCAGCAUCUCCCACCACUGAAGGCCAGGCUGGCUGCCAGUUCUGUGUCAAGCAGGCCUCAAGCAUGGCAGGUGCUUCUCAAACUGGGCAGUAAACGUCACCCUCCACCCCCUCCUGCUUUACUCAGCACGGCAUACCUGUCGUACCAUGCGUUUCAGUUGUUUAUUGUAAGAAUGGAAGCCCAAUGGGGCAGGGACUUGUGUCUUUUUGAAAGCCCAGACUGUACUUGUGCAGACAUCAAUAAACAUUUCUAUGGAA